GCACCGUCACACUCCGCGCUUCGCCUUGGUGCCUUGGUCGAACUCGACUAAGCCAACCCCCCGAAAGUGCCGUCAUUGAAACCUGGAGACAUUUUGCGGCAUUGAGCGGAUCGCAUUUCAGCCCAAGUGGGCGGCUCCCAUAAACUCUUCUGGAGCACUGGAGCACCUCCACUCCCACGAUAAUAAUAGGCCCCCCUUCCCAACCUUUUCCUCCACUUUCCAACUUUUGGUUCUCAGCCUCAGCUAAAUAUCAAUGUGAACCUCCACCCUCGACUCGACCUUUAACAACUCCAAAGUCAAGUCAAGCCAAGCCAAAGGAUCAACAACCAACACCGAAGAUCAAGCAUCAAGAUCAACAUCGACAUCAACACCCACCUUAGUCAUCAUGAUGGCCUCACUCACACUCACACCCGACUCUCGCAUGCAGCGAAGAGAUUCAUCAGACCGAAGCGCCAGCAAGAGAAGACCAAGACUGCUCCGCGCCACUGCUACCGAACCCUCCAUCACCACCUCCAAUGCCAGCCGAAAUGCCCUCUGCAGCCAGUCAAACCGAGCGACCGACCUCCUGACCCGUGCCUUCGUUUCUGGCUCUCCUCCGGGAUCUUCUUCACCAAUCUCUGUCCGGCCAUCCAUGUUCGACAGUGUCGACCGUCAGCAACAGCUAUCCGUCUCGCCUGUCAGUCAGCCCGACUCGUAUGAUGAGCGUCCUUUCUCGGGACGGUACUUCAGCUUCCCCAGCUUCGAUGACUAUGAGGGUAGCCAGCAAGACGACAAGGAGUCCGAGAUCAAGUCCCCUUGA
Podospora pseudocomata is the source of this 799-nucleotide messenger RNA. RefSeq lists its product as uncharacterized. The record is from RefSeq and is a predicted model, not a curated record. Bases 386 to 799 code for a protein of 137 amino acids. The transcript has 3 exons. Lineage: Eukaryota; Fungi; Ascomycota; Sordariomycetes; Sordariales; Podosporaceae.